Molecule: messenger RNA, 3989 nt
Organism: Anarrhichthys ocellatus (wolf-eel)
Lineage: Eukaryota; Metazoa; Chordata; Actinopteri; Perciformes; Anarhichadidae
Gene: wsb1
Product: WD repeat and SOCS box containing 1
Exons: 9
Coding region: 349-1632 (427 amino acids)
Biological process (GO): protein polyubiquitination; intracellular signal transduction
Molecular function (GO): protein binding
Source: RefSeq, a predicted model, not a curated record
AUAAAAAAAACAGCUUGGUCCUAUUAGUCAGAAGCCAUUGUACUACCAGGGAUCGUACUGAAGUCUAUCGAAGCAAAGCCUGUAAUAACGUGUUAAUCAGGCUGUUUAAGUCAAUCUGAAGAGCAUUAUUACAGAUUUAACACCAAAAUAAAGCCUAUUAUCGAGGAACUAAAGAAAAACAGGACGUUCACACCGGGCAAACGACGACUGUGUUUUUGCACCCGGACCGUUACGCUCGGCGGAGGGAUUCGGAAGGGCAACAGCCGCCGCGUAGUUGCUGAUUUCCUCUAGAUAUCUUCUCUUUACAGUCAGUGCUUAGCUUUCUCUUAGGUCUGUGCUCUUAUUUAGAUGGCAAGCUUCCCAGACACUAUAAACGAAAAUGAUAUAGGUAAGGCAAAGUUCAUCGGUGAACUCCUGGUGCCUGUUGCUCCCUUCGACCAGAAGUCUGGGCGCGAGGCCUGGACGGUAGCGUUUGCACCCAAUGGUUCCUACUUCGCAUGGUCUCAGGGGCAUCGCAUUGUCAGGCUCAUUCCCUGGACAAAAUGUCUGAAGAACUUUUCAAUCGGCCAUGGUGGAGAGGCCACCAAUGCCUUGAGCCCUCGCCGUUUGUCCCGUCAGAACAGCAGCGAAGGCCAGGUGAUGCCGCAAGCCGACGAGCCCCGCGAACACACCAUCGACUGCGGUGACAUCGUCUGGGGCCUGGCCUUCGGCUCCUCGGUGCCAGAGAAGCAGAGCCGCUGUGUUAACAUCGAGUGGCACCGCUUCCAGUUCGGUCAGGACCAGCUGCUGCUGGCAACGGGCCUCAACAAUGGUCGCAUCAAGAUCUGGGAUGUUUACACUGGAAAACUGUUGCUGAAUCUCAUGGACCACACUGACAUAGUGCGAGACUUGACCUUUGCUCCUGAUGGCAGUCUGAUGCUGGUCUCUGCAUCCAGAGAUAAGACCCUCCGUGUGUGGGACCUCAAAGAUGAUGGUAACAUGGUGAAGGUCCUGCGGGGGCAUCAGAACUGGGUUUACUGCAGCGCCUUCUCCCCCGACUCCUCCACCCUGUGCUCAGUCGGUGCUGGCAAAGCAGUGUUCCUAUGGAACAUGGAUAAGUUAACCUUGAUCCGGAAGCUGGAGGGGCACCACAAUGAUGUGGUGUCUUGUGAGUUCUCACCAGAUGGGGCGCUGUUGGCCACAGCCUCUUAUGACACCCGGGUCAUCGUGUGGGACCACCACAAGGCCACCGUCCUGCUGGAGCUGGGCCACCUCUUCCCUCCUCCAUCACCCAUCUUUGCUGGAGGGGCAAAUGACCGCUGGGUUCGCUCUGUGAGCUUCUGCCCUGAUGGCCGCCACAUUGCCAGCAUUACGGAUGACAGACUGGUCCGUUUCUGGAGCAUCGAGGAAAGGGCUCCUCAGGCCGUCGCCUCCCUCUCUAAUGGCCUCUGCUGUGCCUUCUCCGCUGAAGGAAGUGUCCUUGCUGCUGGGACUCGUGAUGGUGGUGUGCACUUCUGGGAGUGUCCUCGCAGCGUUGCCAGUCUGCAGCACAUUUGUAGGAUGACGCUGCGCCGGGUGAUGACCAGCCAGCAGGUGGAGGUCCUGGCUAUUCCUACGCCGCUCCGUGACUACCUGACCUACAAAGUCAUCUAAUCCCCCAAACACACACACCACCACAGCACCUGCUGACCCAACUGCACUUGCGGCAGCAGCAUCAUGCUGGAAAACCAAUGAAUUAUUUUUAGGGGAAAAAAAUGAUUCAUAGAUCUCUGCUGAACAAACAAAAGCAAUCAGACACGGAGGAACGGUUCUACUGAAACCCCAGAACCUCGUCUCAAACGCCCAUCACAUCCACUCGCAGCAGGAUAUUGUGUUUCGUAAAUAUUUAUUUUUGUAAGUACUUUUAAGUAAAUGUGUGUUGGGGCCAGCGCACUAUCCAUCCAGCUCUCCACCAGGUUCAGUAAAGCCUUCAUCUUCUCUUCCUACUUGUCAGAAGCUCUGCAGCGGUGCUUGCUCUUAAUGUCAGGUUUGUUGUGUGUGGGUGAGCUAAAGGGAAGAGAUGCAUGGGAUGUUGACAGAAUGUAGGGUUUGGAAGGCCAAUACUCAGAUCUGUGAGCUACUGAUUGAGGACCAAUGCUAUCAAGCUAGCUAGCUACUUCACAAGCCAGUGAGACCGACUGAUAACUCCAGCAGGCAGAUAUUUGGUCAUUGCAGAUGAAUUGGUAUCCGCUAUGUCAGCUGGUAAAUGACAGUAAUGGAAGUACAGUGAUGCCAAAGAUAUUUUUUGAAACGGUGUCAGCAUUUUAUAGUUUGUCCACCAGAGAGUAGUGAAGUUUAUUUUUCAAUUGCAAAAUGUCCUGCUACUACAGCUCUUGGUUGCAGUUGUUAUAAAACAAAUUUAAGGGAACUGAUGCAUCAUUAUUGGAUUUGGAGUUCUCGAAUAUCAAUAUCUGUAUUGGCCUCAAACAUUCGGUGUCAUCACCAGCUAUGUGAUUGGUUUACCAGAGAAGCACCAUAGAGCACUCAUCUGGAUUAUUGUAUGGCGUUGUCCUUUAGAAAUCGACAGUUUGUGAACGUGCCACUAACGACCAAUAGGUUUGUAGUUGGUUGACGCUUCAGAUUUGCAUGUAAAGGUUCAGCACGGCUUCACAUCAGUGCGGUCUACUCAUCACAGCAUUCCUCUCAAUGAAUUGAGUUUGGUGCAGUUUUGUCUUUGCUGUAAAGCUACCCUGUGGAGUUCUUGAACACUAGCAGCACUAUGGAGCAAUGUUUUCUGAGUAGAUCACCAUUGUGUUCCUUUUGCAUGUAUGAGCACCCGGCAAGGCCACAGAUUCCUGCCAAUGGUUCAACAUAGCUCCUCUGAUUGGUUGGUUGAGGUCGUGCAUCAUGGCAUAGUAGUGGAUGUAAACGUCUAAAAACGCCUUUGCAAAGGAUUGAUGAGAAAGAAAUGGAUUCCAGAUGGAUACACGCAAAGGUUGUGGUGAGAAACACUAAAAAGUACUAACUUUGUUACGAGAAAACUCCACAGGGCACCUUUUUAAAACCCUACUAAAAUGGCCUCCAACAUGUGUUGACAAACUAUACUAACUGUGACUGUUUCAGUAAAUAGCAAACCAACAGUGGUCCAACCCUGACAUGAUGCAGGUUUAGUCCACCCACAGCCCCCUAAAAUGUCUGAGUGGUGAUAUAAGUGUGCUGGAGUUUACUUGUCUCUCUUGUCUUAGUGCGUGCCUACCACACCAGUACAGAGCCUCGGGUCCAUGCCAUGUGUAUGUGUAUAUGUAAAAUGAUAUCAUGUCUAUAAACAAAUUGUAAGUUUUUUUUUUUUUUGUUUGUUUUCCACUUUGUCAUCUGUAUCCAGUUUUUCUGUUGAACAUUUGUAUUUUUGUAUCAGUCUUUUUGUUCUUGUAAAUGUCUACAAAUAACUAAAGUUGUUACACUUCUUAACGGGUCCGAUUUUAAACUGUGCCCUGUCGCCACUAUUUGUAGUAGAAAUUACAAAAAGCAAUUCCAGCAACCCUGAAAGUAGUCGGAAGCUACUAACCAAUCAGCUGCCAGCCUUGGCCAUGUGGUGGUAAAGACCUUCAUGUCCUCUCUGAUGGAAGUCUAUGCAGCUGAUAAUCCACAGUGACCCUCACACUGAGCAUUCUGUUUCUUGAAUGAUGUAAGGUCUGAAGAAGGGAAAGCGUUCAGUAUUUUCCUGCUUGUGCGGGUGCAGAACAUCAGUCUUGACUGUCAGUGCUAAUGCCAAAUGUGUUCCUUUUCAGAUAGUGUAUGAAUGCUUAUUAUUUAGUGCUGAGAUAUGGAAGGUGUCUCAUGAAUGGGCUGCAGUGCGUACUUCUCUUGUAUUACAUGAAGUUGGUAUACCUGUUACCAUUGUGAUUGGAGAAACACAGUUCUGCCUCUGAGAUGCAGUAUGAAGCGGCAGAUAUAUGAAUGUAUAAAGUUUAUUUUCUUGUAUAUUUUUGUUUGCGUGUUAAUAGUUUCAGUAAAAGCUUUUUGACAAAAUG